AUGGCGACGGAUACUUCCAAGUAUAAGUUUAUGCACACGAUGAUUCGGGUCAAGGACCCGAAGAAGUCCCUGGAAUUCUACAAGUUCCUGGGCCUUAACCAGGUCAAUCAGAUCGAUUUCCCUGACAACAAGUUCUCCCUUUACUUCCUUGCCUACGACGGACCCCAGUCUCUCCAGGGUGAUCGCCACUUCACUGACCGUAACGGUGUCUUGGAACUCACCCAUAACCAUGGCACCGAGAACGAUCCCAACUACAGCGUGGUCAACGGUAACACGGAGCCUCACCGCGGCUUUGGACACAUUGCUGUCUCCGUUGAUAACAUCGAGGCCGCUUGCAAGAGACUUGAGGAUGCCGGUUAUCCCUUCCAGAAGAAGCUCACAGAGGGUCGUAUGCGCCACAUUGCGUUCGUCAAGGAUCCCGAUGGAUACUGGGUCGAGAUUAUCCGCCGCCACAAUGAGGAUGUUGGCACCACGACUGAUCCGUCCACAUACCGGCUGAACCACACCAUGCUCCGUGUCAAAGACGCCGAAGCCAGUUUGAAGUAUUACCAAGAAGUCUUCGGGAUGACGCUACUGCGCACUGUCGAAAACAAGGAUGCCGGGUUCAACCUUUACUUCUUGGGUUACCCUGGCGCUAACCCUGGACUCCGGGAGGGUGCCUCCAACCCAAUUUCCGAGUGGGAGGGUCUGCUCGAGCUGACCUGGAACUAUGGCACCGAGAAGCAGGAGGGCAAGGUUUACCACGACGGUAACUCGGAGCCGCAGGGAUUCGGGCACAUCUGUGUCUCGGUCGACGACCUCCAUGCAGCCUGUGAUCGGUUCGAGUCGCUGAAUGUGAACUGGAAGAAGCGUCUCACUGAUGGACGGAUGAAGUACGUGGCCUUCAUCCUGGAUCCUGAUGGAUACUGGAUUGAGGUUGUCCAGAACGAGGCCCUCAAGCACACCGGCAACUUGUGA
This is a messenger RNA of Aspergillus ibericus CBS 121593, 957 nucleotides long. RefSeq names its product lactoylglutathione lyase GLO1. Gene Ontology annotation, molecular function: lactoylglutathione lyase activity; metal ion binding. Bases 1 to 957 code for a protein of 318 amino acids. Lineage: Eukaryota; Fungi; Ascomycota; Eurotiomycetes; Eurotiales; Aspergillaceae. The transcript is spliced from 4 exons. The record is from RefSeq and is a predicted model, not a curated record.